UUGAAGGAUCAACACCGCCAUGCAGGCAGAGACAUUCCCAGACCGUUCCGUGGGGGCCGAAACCCCUGAAUUUGCGGUCGCAGAUAUAAUCUUCAGCACCCAUGGAGAUGUUGGGGUGUCUCCAGAAGACAAGCUCAACCAUCCACCACCAUGAGAUCGCACGCUCUUGCCCUCCUGCUCGCCGGCCCGGCGCUUGCGGCCCAGCGCAUUGCCCGCGACGCGAUCCAGACCAUCUGCACGAAGAACAACAUCAUCACGACCGACGACUUCAUCCUCUACAACAAUCUGUGGGGCGAGGACUACGCGACCUCCGGCUCGGAGUGCACCUACCUCGACUACGUCAAGGGCAACUCCAUCUCGUGGCAGUCGUCGUGGACCUGGGCGGGCGGCGCCGACUACGUCAAGAGCUACCCCAAUGCGGUGCUGAACGUGGGCGCGAAGCAGCUCAGCUCUAUCAGCAGUAUUCCGACCAAAUGGUCGUGGAGCUACAUUGGCUCUAACCUCGUCGCCGACGUCUCGUACGACGCCUUCUUCUCAGCCACGGAUUCGACGACCGCGCCCCAUGAGUACGAGGUCAUGGUCUGGCUGGGCGUGUACGGCGGGAUCAAGCCGAUCGGCAACGAGAAUGGGCCGAUCGCCAGCCCGACCAUCGGCGGUCAGACCUGGGAUCUGUACAAGGGUCCGAACGACUGGACGGUGUUCAGCUUUGUGGCCCGCUCGAACAUCGAGAACUACUCCGGGGAUAUCAUGGAUUUCUUCAAUUACCUGAUCAACAACGAGGGCGUCUCGUCGAGUCUGUAUUUGCAGACGCUCGGGGCGGGAACGGAGCCGAAGACGGGGUCCGAUGCGUGGUUUACGGUGGCGCCGUAUGAGAUCAGUAUCAAUGCUUAGACCGCGAUGAUGUGAGGAAUUAGGUCGGUGGAAGGCGUGAAGAGAAAUGAUGGCGUGUAUUUCAAGUCAUCCACUGUGACAAUGAUCGCAAGCAGAGACAGGAAGGACCUCCACGGCUAGAACGAGA
Molecule: messenger RNA, 1018 nt
Organism: Aspergillus homomorphus CBS 101889
Lineage: Eukaryota; Fungi; Ascomycota; Eurotiomycetes; Eurotiales; Aspergillaceae
Product: concanavalin A-like lectin/glucanase
Exons: 2
Coding region: 151-891 (246 amino acids)
Biological process (GO): polysaccharide catabolic process
Molecular function (GO): cellulase activity
Source: RefSeq, a predicted model, not a curated record